AUGCCUGUCCUUAACCUUUCUGAGCUGAACAUUGUUCUCGGCGUCUUGGGCGCUUUUAUGGUGCUUUACGGCAUCAUCUCUGUCAAGAUCAAGCAGGCUUGGUACCUUGGCGAGGCCCUACCCGCCGUCUUCUUUGGAGUCAUCCUCGGACCUAUAGCAGCAAAGUUCAUCGAAAGCGAGAAAUGGGGCUCCGCCGAGCCAGGUCAGACCAGCGCCAUCACCCUGGGCCUCGCUCGAGUUAUGAUUGGAGUGCAACUCGUGAUAGCAGGUUAUCAACUCCCAGCCAAAUAUGGACUCACUCGGUGGAAAGAGAUGGCUCUCUGCCUGCUCCCCAUCAUGACUGUAAUGUGGUUAUGUACUACCGCGUGUAUAAUGGUCACCAUCCCCAACUUGACUCUCCUCGCCGCCCUCGUCAUCGGAUCCUGCGUGACGUGCACUGAUCCAAUUUUGAGUCAAGCUAUCGCUAAAGGGCCCUUUGCCGACAAAUAUGUGGCUCGCCCCCUUCGUGAGGUCAUUUCCGCCGAGGCUGGUGCCAACGAUGGCUUCGGCUUUCCCUUCCUUAUGCUCGCAACAUAUUUGAUCCAACAUGCCGAGAACCCCCCUGCUGCAGCUGGAGCUGUCGCCGAAGGAGUUAGCGGAGUUGAUGCAGGCCAUGCUCUGAUGGCACGCGCUGGCGAGGUUGGGCGUCUCGGUGGCGGCGUGGGAGUGGCCAUGGCGAACUGGUUCGUUGAGACAUGGCUAUACACCAUUGCUUUAUCUAUCGUAUAUGGUGCUGUCCUCGGUUACGGAUCAUGCAAGGCUAUCAAAUUUGCACUCAAGUCUAAAUGGAUCGACGAAGAAUCUUAUGUUCUUUUCCCAACCGCCCUUGGCCUUUUCACUAUUGGUACAUGCGGAGCUAUCGGCACGGACGAUCUCCUUGCCUGCUUCGUUGCUGGCAUGGCUCUGAAUUGGGAUGGAAACUACCUGCGCGAGACCGAUCGCCGUCACGACGAAGUCAACUCAUGUGUUGAUGUACUACUCAACUUUGGAGGCUUCAUGUAUAUCGGUGCUAUUCUGCCUUGGGGAGACUUCCACAACCCGACUGGGACUGGAAUUACAUGGGGAAGGCUUAUUGGACUUGGUCUCCUCGUCCUUGUCUUCCGUCGUCUGCCUGCUAUUUUCGCCUUCUACAAGCUCAUGCCCGACGUCUGCACCAACUGGAAGGAGGCUCUAUUUAUGGGAUACUUCGGACCUAUCGGUGCUGGUGCUGUCUUCUAUGUUGAGCAUGCCAGGCAUCUAUUCCCCCACGAGGGCGAAGGUGAUGAAGAGGAGACGAACCUCGUUCGUGCGAUGGGCCCCGUUGUCUACUUCCUGGUUCUCUUCUCCAUCAUUGUCCACGGGCUUUCUAUCCCAGCCCUCAAUAUCUUCUAUCACUACACUGGAAAGGCACCUAUUCGGGAAGAUGCUGUUGAGAUGAGACGCCUCUCUGUGCGAGUUGCGACUCCUCCCAAUGCUAUCGCAGGAGACAAGGAUACUUUUAUUGCGUACAACCGCUUCAGUCGUCAUGUGGAUCCUAGUGCAGUCAACCUUCCAUCCACAAAAUCUCUGGACGAUCACUCGGACGAUGAGGAGCUUGGCAAGGGGCAGAAGCCCGGUAUCGCGUUUGUUUAA
Fusarium verticillioides 7600 is the source of this 1650-nucleotide messenger RNA. RefSeq lists its product as hypothetical. Gene Ontology annotation, molecular function: sodium:proton antiporter activity. The record is from RefSeq and is a predicted model, not a curated record. Lineage: Eukaryota; Fungi; Ascomycota; Sordariomycetes; Hypocreales; Nectriaceae. Gene Ontology annotation, cellular component: plasma membrane. Bases 1 to 1650 code for a protein of 549 amino acids. Gene Ontology annotation, biological process: proton export across plasma membrane; sodium ion export across plasma membrane; regulation of membrane potential. The transcript has 5 exons.